Messenger RNA from Hyalella azteca, 1101 nucleotides. Its product is annotated as glycine receptor subunit alpha-2-like. Gene Ontology annotation, molecular function: chloride channel activity; extracellular ligand-gated monoatomic ion channel activity; neurotransmitter receptor activity. The record is from RefSeq and is a predicted model, not a curated record. The transcript is spliced from 8 exons. Gene Ontology annotation, cellular component: membrane; neuron projection; synapse. Lineage: Eukaryota; Metazoa; Arthropoda; Malacostraca; Amphipoda; Hyalellidae. Gene Ontology annotation, biological process: chloride transmembrane transport; chemical synaptic transmission; nervous system process.
AUGACACGCGACAAGAGCUUGACGUCUGAACAGGACUACCAAGUGGACUUGUACCUGCGUCAGACGUGGUAUGAUGCGCGACUGAAGCACGAAGAUCUCGUCCAGCCGCUGGACUUGAACGACCCUAAGCUGGUGAAGGCGAUCUGGAAGCCUGAAGUGUAUUUCCCCAACGCCAAGCACGCUGAGUUUCAGUUCGUGACCGUGCCUAACGUCCUCGUCAGGAUCAACCCGCACGGCGAGAUCCUUUACAUGCUCAGGCUGAAGCUUGUGUUCUCCUGUAUGUUGGAUCUCUCCAAGUUUCCUUUCGACUCGCAAAUUUGCACAAUGGAAGUCGCCAGCUUUUCGAAGACAAUGAAGGAGCUGGACCUGCGCUGGAAGAAGGACGAUCCUAUCAAGAUGUACCGGGACCUAUCAACACAAGUGAGUGGUGAGAGGGAACGUCUCAACUAAAUCAACACAAGUGACCAUUGUUCUACUACCCUUCACAUCAUCUCAGGCAACUACAGCUGCCUAGUGGCAGAGUUCCACAUGCGUCGGUCGCUGGGCUUCCACCUGGUCCAGUCUUACCUGCCUACCAUCCUCACCGUGGCCAUCUCCUGGGUCAGCUUCUGGAUGGACAUCGGCUCUGCACCAGGCCGAACUACACUCGGAGUCACCACGCUGCUCACCAUCUCGUCUAAAUCAUCAGAGAUCCAGGGCGACUUGCCGCAAGUCUCCUACGUCAAAGCCAUCGAUGUCUGGAUGGGUGCCUGCACAGCUUUCGUGUUCUGCGCUCUUCUGGAGUUCACCCUGGCCAACUACAUGUGGAGGAAGCCCCCUAAGGUGCAGGCGCCCAAAUCCAUGGACGGCCUUAGGAACAUCAAAGCACAGGAUCUAACCCACGACUGCAAGGCUGACCCACAUCUCCAGGCAGGCUGCCAGCAAUGCUCCAACAGCAACGGCAAAGCUGAUCUAGACCAGGGCAUGGACCCCAAUCUCUUCGCCGUCCCGCCUGGGAACAUCACGCACGUGAGCGGACGAGUGCCUAUGGUAAAUGACCUAUCGCUGCUGGCGCCUCAUCUGUAAUGUAAUUAAUUGAGUUACCCUUACAGCACGUGAGCG